AUGGGAUCCUUCGCCCGCCAAAUGCACAUGCUUAGCCUCUACACAGAAGAGAAGUUCCUACACUACCAGCUGUCAUCCCCGUUGUGGAAGACCCUGAUGGCGGGCAUGUCGAAUCCCGUCGAUACCCAGCCAAACAUCAACACGUUGCUCACAAACGCAGCAACAUCCGUGAACGAUGCGUUCGAAACGCUGAGAGGCAUAGACAGCUCUAGAACGGAAUCACCAGAGAGCGACGCAUUGCUCACGUAUUAUCACGUCCUAUCUAUCCUGCGGCAGGUGCCACUUCGCAAGCUGUACGAGUUCUCUGGUUGGCAGGUUACAGAGCCUCAAAUCGAAGCGGCGAGAGAAUAUCUCCAGAGAUGGAUGCGAAACAAGCCCUCAAAUGCCCGGAAAUGUCUCUGGCAUGCGGCGGUGGUCUUCAAGAUUCUUCGGAACAAGAAGCACUUUUCGUGCGACAGCCCUUUUUGCAUGUUGGUAGUAGCUCUUUACAUCUGGGCUUUUGACCAAUUUGCGCAACUCAAAGACGGCAUGUCGCCUGGUGAUACGGCCAUUUCCCUUGGGGCGGAUUGGCCAACAAGAGUUGAUCUGCUGCAGGAUGAACAGGAGAUUGACGCGUGGCUGGAAAAUGGAAGCUCGAGUGUUCAUAUCACGGGUGUAGGGGUCCUGAAGAGCACUAACAGUGGUGCUCGGAUGAUCUCCGAGUGUCGAAGGAUUCUUCUGUCUGCCAGUGGCUGGUCGCCGUUGUGUAGUUUCUUGGCUGGGGCUUGGGAACGGGUUUCUGGGGGUGGCCGACCGCACGACUGGAGUGAAAGAUAA
Molecule: messenger RNA, 816 nt
Organism: Colletotrichum aenigma
Lineage: Eukaryota; Fungi; Ascomycota; Sordariomycetes; Glomerellales; Glomerellaceae
Exons: 1
Coding region: 1-816 (271 amino acids)
Source: RefSeq, a predicted model, not a curated record